Molecule: messenger RNA, 725 nt
Organism: Eurypyga helias (sunbittern)
Lineage: Eukaryota; Metazoa; Chordata; Aves; Eurypygiformes; Eurypygidae
Gene: RPE65
Product: retinal pigment epithelium-specific protein 65kDa
Exons: 7
Biological process (GO): retinal metabolic process; zeaxanthin biosynthetic process
Molecular function (GO): all-trans-retinyl-ester hydrolase, 11-cis retinol forming activity; retinol isomerase activity; beta-carotene 15,15'-dioxygenase activity
Source: RefSeq, a predicted model, not a curated record
AUGUACAGUCAAGUCGAGCAUCCUGCCGGCGGCUACAAGAAGCUCUUUGAGACCGUGGAGGAGCUGUCGUCUCCGGUGACGGCCCAUGUCACAGGCAGGAUUCCCACCUGGCUCCGAGGAAGCCUCCUGAGAUGUGGUCCCGGCUUGUUCGAGGUGGGCGCGGAGCCCUUCUAUCACCUCUUUGACGGCCAGGCGCUGCUCCACAAGUUUGACUUCAAGGAGGGGCACGUGACCUACCACCGAAGGUUUGUCCGGACUGAUGCGUACGUGAGAGCGAUGACCGAGAAACGGAUCGUGAUAACAGAAUUUGGCACCUACGCGUACCCAGACCCCUGCAAGAACAUCUUUUCCAGGUUUUUUUCGUACUUCAAAGGCGUGGAGGUCACCGAUAACGCCCUCGUUAAUGUCUACCCUGUCGGUGAAGAUUACUACGCCUGUACCGAGACCAACUUUAUAACCAAGAUUAACCCAGAUACUUUAGAGACAAUUAAGCAGGUGGAUCUCUGUAAAUACGUGUCCGUCAAUGGGGCAACGGCCCACCCCCACGUUGAAAACGACGGGACGGUCUACAACAUCGGCAAUUGCUUUGGAAAAAACUUUGCGCUCGCCUAUAACAUCAUACGGAUUCCUCCGCUUCAGGCAGACAAGGAGGACCCGAUGAACAAGUCGGAGGUGGUGGUGCAGUUCCCUUGCAGCGACAGGUUUAAGCCCUCCUACGUUCACAG